This is a messenger RNA of Knipowitschia caucasica, 462 nucleotides long. NCBI's taxonomy places the organism in Eukaryota, Metazoa, Chordata, Actinopteri, Gobiiformes, Gobiidae. The record is from the annotation of a GenBank genome assembly.
AUGUUGGAGUCGGCAACGCCAGUGGCAGGCAUCAUCCAGACGCAUAGGCUGAGUGAAGACAUUGCCAAACACAACGGCGCGGUCAAAUCACUCCACGCACAGACGAACGAACCGGUUAAGUGGCUACAUAUGUCCGCUGAAGACGCCAAAGCUGCUCUCACGCCAGAACGUCUUUCAGCACCAGAUGACAGGGCCGGCCAAGUCCAUAGAAGCGGCAUCAGCCCCGGGUUUUGCGUAUACGUCAAAGCGGCGCGCUCAUCUGUAUGGGAGGCUUCGCGCACGCAUCGUCAGGGAGAAGGCGUGAGAGGAGUGCAGCUGCUGGGAGAAGGCAUGAGAGGAGUGCAGCUGCUGGGAGAAGGCAUGAGAGGAGUGCAGCUGCUGGGUGCGCCGCGCGGCAGAGAGCGGCGGAGAGCGGCACAGCGCGGCGAGGAGAGGGAGGGAGGGAGGCGGCGCGGGGGGUGA